UGAUCCAAGUGGAUUAUUACCUUUUUUUUGUAAGAGAUAUGAAAUACACAGCAUGCACUACAUUAAUCAUAAAACGAUUACAUUAAUCAAAUGCGAGGGAAGAAAUUAAAGACUCAAAGUAUCGCCAAGUAAUCUUAAUCUAGCUAAUCUAACAAAUCUGACUCAAACGAGGAAGACUUGUCAGUGGAGCCUGCACUAGCAUUUUUGUCGUGUAAUCAUAUCAGAGAUCAAAGUGAGAGAGUGAGUGAAAAACUGAGAGGAUGCAACGAUCUUUUUCCCGUAUUUGUACCAUUAUUGUAAGAUAAGCCUGGAGAUCGGGGGAAAAUCUUCGAGGAUACGAAGUAGAGAAAGCUAAAUAGAAGAAACUAAAUGUACAUAUGGUCGAAACACGUUUCCAUGACGUGCUAAUUAAUCCACGCAGUCUAGAAGAGAACGCGUAAGCAGAGCUGGCAGAGAACGCGGCGAGGUUCUCGUUCUCGGUGGGCGGUCCUUAACAAGGACGAUCGUGAGACUAUGUUUACAUUCUUUGUACGUAUAUUUGGACUUGUGUUUGCCGUCCGCGAUACGGUACCGCCUCACCUUUCCUGUGAACAUUGUGUAUCUUUUACAAGAAAGUCGAAAUCUCCUUUUCAAGUAUCAUAACCCGCACAGUCGUUCAUCGAGUAACCAACCAUCUGGAAAGAUAGUGUCGAAAUACUCCAUACUAUAAGCGUUCUUAUUUUAUGAAUUUUCGAUCCAGUUGAGAUUUUUUUUUACUACGUUCUUGAUUAAAGUAUUCUAGAAACAAGAAGAAGGAUUAUUCUUCGAGUACUUAAUUCAUUAAUAAGAAGGUAUUCUGUCGCGAUUCGAUUUUCGCGAUGGCAUCCUUGUGACAUUAAACAUAUGACACGUUUGUACCGAUUGUUAUAUAGUGUAUAUAUAUUGAAAAUGUUACGCGCGAUAAUUGUUGUUGUUAGUUUGAUUUUUGUCAGCGUAUCCGCUUACGAACAUAUUGUGGAUCAAUGUGACUGGUCUGGAAGCGGAGAAAAUGAAAGUGGUGGUGUCCGAGCAGUGUAUCUGCGCUGUACACGAGGAACUGUAUUAUGGAGUUAUCCUCGUGGUGCUAUGAGAAUGGUCCUCUCUUUUCCAACUUCUUCCAUGCAAAGAUGUCCCCUCGAUCUUACUAAAUUGGGUUUACGCACAUGUGUUAAGAUCUCUGGGCCUGUACAAGUGUUCCUAGAAACCAACCACAUGUUGAGACCGAUUUAUUCUCCAUCCGAUGGCAAACAUGAAAAUUCGCAUCGAUGCUUUCGCUGGCAAAAACGUGUUGCCCUCUUCAUGGAAGCGGAGGAUGAUUAUUCCUUUAAAAACAACAAGGUCAAGCUACAAUAUGAAAUAGAAUCAGCUUCAUCGAAAGGAUGUGUACUGCAUGUUUCAGAUGAAGAAGAAGAAUGCAGACCAUGUUCUAUGGAGGAACUCGCCAAUGCUUAUUGUCAGAGUGACUUGGUUGCUAGAGGCACUAUCACAGCUGUUGAAGAGCAGAUUUAUCUAGACACUGCCGAAUUGGUGCUCAAUGUUAACAAGAUUCUACGCCACGUUCAAGAAACCGAGAAUAACGAGAACACCAACAUAACAGCUUCUAAGAAAAACAUACGCGUGAGAGUUCCAUUAAUGUGUAAGGCGCGACAUGGUCCUGGUGAAUUCAUAAUAAUGGCCAAACGACGUCUCGGAGACCUCGUUUUGAUUUGUGCGCCUACGCUGGAGACUUGGAAAGAGACUAUACAGGAGAUAGAUAAUGCACCCUGUGUCCUUACCAGUUAGCCAAUGUGAUUUAAAAUUUUUUUCAGAAAGCUGUAAAGAUCUGUACAUUAAAUAACAGUGUGAAUAUUUAUCAUGAUGCAAAACUGGGAAUCUAUACAAAAUCUGUGGUAACAAUGCCAUAUUGAAAAACUGCCAAUCUAGCCAUAUACAAGAGUAUUGUAUACAUAAGCAGCAUCAUUCUUGGUGUACGUGUGCAACUGUCAGAUUGUUGAUCUCCAAACUGUGAUAUUAUUUGUUGCAUUAAGAGAAAUGUGGAAAAGCGUGCACGAGAAGAUAGAAAGUACAUUUGCUCUAAUAUUUGUUUUAGAGAGCAAAAGAAUUAUAUACAGAAUAUAUACAGAAUAUAUACAGAAUAACCCAGAAAUUGUGUACUUGUCCUUAAAGACUAAUUUUAUUCAAAUCUUUACUUUUUUAAGACUCUCUUAUAUUCAUAAUUCUUUCUUUC
Molecule: messenger RNA, 2245 nt
Organism: Camponotus floridanus (Florida carpenter ant)
Lineage: Eukaryota; Metazoa; Arthropoda; Insecta; Hymenoptera; Formicidae
Gene: Metrn
Product: meteorin-like protein
Exons: 3
Coding region: 883-1800 (305 amino acids)
Molecular function (GO): hormone activity
Source: RefSeq, a predicted model, not a curated record